AUGGCCCCUCCGCAAUACAUUAUCAACACUCAUAUUUUUGGCGAGACCUAUGACAACGAAGAAGUUGGUUUUCUGUUUAGAAACACUGAGGUUAAACGAUUUUGUUUAAGCAGAAAAGCAAAUUUCAGUUACUUCAAAGGGAGAUUAGAGACGAAGCUUGCAAUGGGUGGUGUAUCCCAGAUAUUUUACCAAUAUCGAUUUCUUCGUGGAGACAACCCGGUCAAGUUUAUCCAAGUUGAGAUCAAAGACGAUGAAGACAUGCAGAAUAUGUUUGCCAAUCAUGAGUAUUCUGGUUACGAAUGCAUAGAACUGUAUGUUACUCUACCAGAAGUUCAAACCACACAAAUGGUUGAGUCACAAGUCAUUGAUGCACUUGGAGACGAGCAAGCAGAGGUCGACGUUGUAGAUGAAGAAGAAGAAGCACCGGAAAUAGAAGUUGAUAACCUGGUAAACGAGGAAAGUGAAGAUGAACCGGAAGUUGUUGUACCACGAGAUCAAGUGCAUAUGCCUCCAGUGUACAUGAGGAACCUGAAUUUUGAUGGGGAUGACGAACCAUCGACUGAUAUUUUCUAUGAUCCAUACACCCAAACAGAUCAACGGUUAAAAGUAGGAGACAGAUUUCGUUCUAAGGAGGCAUGUAUCAUGGCCAUAAAAAGAUUUCAUAUGGCAAACAAUGUUGAUUUUAGAGUUGAUCGCGCCAAUGUCGAAAGGUACAAAAUUUACUGUAGUAACACUGAUUGUGGAUUCAGGUUGCAUGCAUCAUACAGGAAGAGAAGUGACUCAUGGGUUAUAGGAUAUAUUUCCCAAGAUCACACAUGUAUUAACACAAAUGUUUCACAAGAUCACCGUAAGCUCAGUUAUGACAUCAUUUGUCAAGAAAUCUUGCCUCUAGUUGAAAAAGAUCCAUCGUUAAAGGUGAAAACGAUAAUCUCUCAUAUUGUUGCAACGUACAACUACACUCCGUCUUAUAGAAAGGCGUGGCUGGCGAAGACCAAGGCGAUCGAAGUUGUGUAUGGAAAUUGGGAGGAUUCGUAUAAACGACUCCCACAUUUCUUAUAUGCGCUUCAAAUUUAUGCUCCUGGAACUGUUACUAUUUUAGAGACCCUUCCGGCGCAAUCUCCAGACGGAACAUCACUUCAAGGAAAUGCAGAUGGGUUGACAGUCUUGCUAGAGAGAAAUGGACCAGAUCAUACGACAACGGGAAGCGAUGGGGGCACAUGA
Molecule: messenger RNA, 1221 nt
Organism: Vicia villosa (hairy vetch)
Lineage: Eukaryota; Viridiplantae; Streptophyta; Magnoliopsida; Fabales; Fabaceae
Exons: 2
Coding region: 1-1221 (406 amino acids)
Source: RefSeq, a predicted model, not a curated record